Molecule: messenger RNA, 4317 nt
Organism: Ramularia collo-cygni
Lineage: Eukaryota; Fungi; Ascomycota; Dothideomycetes; Mycosphaerellales; Mycosphaerellaceae
Exons: 1
Coding region: 1-4317 (1438 amino acids)
Biological process (GO): regulation of actin cytoskeleton organization; TOR signaling
Cellular component (GO): TORC2 complex; TORC1 complex
Molecular function (GO): protein binding
Source: RefSeq, a predicted model, not a curated record
AUGUUGACAGGGAUUUUGGAAGUCGCGUGGACUUCGCGUCGACACCACGUCAACUUUCGCAGCACUCACACCGACGACAAUACAACACUUUUGCUGUGCGGAAAGACAGACGACUUGAUCUUGUUCGUGUCUGUCCGCCAUGCAUGGACUAUGGCUCCCGUCYAAGUGAUCGAUCUCACCUCGUCUCCCGAACCUGACGACUCGCCUGCGAGAGUGGCAGCUCUGUCCCGCUUUCAACCGCUACGAGAAAAGUCGCAAGUCGUAAAUCGUGGCAUUCCAACAAUCCCAGUCAACGGUCUCCCUCUGUUCUACGAUAACUCUGCUCAAUGGGAAAAUGACGACAAUGUCCGUCACGUUCAGCAAGAGUUGGAAGAUGUCCUACCUGGAGCAGCGGCUGGUGCCAACAACGGCACAACGGGAAGCAUCGCGCCCGGAGCUUUAGAAGAGAGCGUCGCGACGGAGCAACGAGCAUACGGAUCGAGCAGUCAUGUGUCUAGCCGCCAAGUGAACAAUGGCACAAUCCUCGAACCGCCGGCUUAUAGUCACAUCGCCGACUUGAGACCCACGAAUCUUGCAGGCAUUGCACAUGAGGGCACUCGUGUAUUGCCGAAUGGACACGGUCUAGCACAAGAGGCUCCAGUUUCAGGAGAUGGACAGCAUCAGUGGUCUCUGCCGCGUCACAGACAGCUUUCCUCAAACGAAUCAUGCCAAGACCCUCAUAGCAAUGGUUUCUCACAGACUGCGGCGCCGCAGGUCCCGCCAGCUUAUCAUGCUCUGAUUGACUAUGUUCGACCACUGAAUGGCAUUUCUUCAGAAUGUCGAGCACGGCUGUACGGACAACGGCAUGCCCUGGCAGGCACGCCGCUUGGUUAUGCGAUUGAACAAGACAUCUUGAAGACGCACAAGGAUUCCGCCGAGGCAAAGAAGAAAGAAAUCUGUCCAAAUUGCAGCAGAGCCUUCUUCCGUAGUGAGAAGAUGCAACGCCAUCGCCGACGGUGUGAAGCUCGGGAUGCUGCAAGAUCUUCCCAUCAAAGUCCCGAUGCUGCGCUACAAGCACCGCCACUUCUUGUCAGCCAACAACAAGACUUGACGGUUCCUCAAGCGAUGUCCUAUUUCAACCCAUUAAAGCGCGCCCUGCAACCUUCGGAUUCCAAUGGCUCUAAGAGGCCGAGUGGCAAAAAAGCAAGAGCCGAUCCAAUAUCCCCCGAGCCGCAACGGCGGCCUCCCUCAAGACUCCGGCUUGUCAACAUGACUGAUGAUGGGAUGGAGGGCAUUGCUUUCAGUGAUGAGUCUAACAGCCAGGCGCCGGGAGCAAGUCUUCCAGACGACAAUCGAAACAGUACGGCAAUCGCUUAUGUCUCGUCUCAGCCUGUAGAUGAUCYAUCCUCUGGUCCCAGUCGAAAUGGUCUACCGUACUCGGCAGAGGAGGAUGCCCUCCUCUUAAAGCUCCGGGAGAUUGAUAAGCUCCCGUUCUCCUCGAUCGCUGGGAGAUUYGCGGGCAGAACGCAGGAUGCCCUCAAGUUCCGGGAUCACACCUUGCGCACGAGAAAACUGGGGCCAACGAGACAAGUUCCUGGUCGCUCGGCUCAUCUGGAAAUUAAAUCAAGUCUGCCAACGAAGCGGAUCAGGAAACCCAAUAUACCUAGCGGAUUGGUGCCAUGGGCGUCGGUGAACAAAGCCCGAGCGGAAGAAAAUCAGAUCGCGGAGGCUCAGCGAGAGAGCAAACGAAGGAAGCAGCUCAGAGAGCAAAGCGUGAGAGACAUCAAGGUUGCUGAAACAGAAGUAGAGAUAGGCGCUGCUGAAGGAAUCCCAUCAAAUGCCGGGAAGAGCGGCUCCGGUUUAUCUUCCAAGGACGCUGUAUAUCCCAGUUCAAUGUCUCGAAUACUUCGACUUCGAGAGCUGGGUGUUCGUGGACGACGAGCGUGGACGAAAUCGUCACACCCAGUCCCUGAUGAGUUGAAAGACCACAUUUUCAGCGACUAUGGACUUCAGCAGGAAUAUCAGGGCACCUCUGGAGAUGUGAUAUCGCUUGCGUGGAACGAGUCUAAUCGGUUUGCGGCGAGCUCAAUUGCGAUAGCCGACCAACAGAGCAUGCAAUACAACAUGCAUCGCAAUCUUCUCGUCGGCGACACAGAGCGUGUAGAGGUCAGGGAGCUCCUCGAGCAUCAUAUUCCACGGCCAGAGGUGAGGAGCACAACUAACAUCAACUCAAACCACGCUAUGCGACAAUCGCAAGACCCCAGACUAUUCCUCAGUGUGGUGGCGGCCAAAUUCUGUCCGCAAGACAGCACUCGGCUCUUUACCGCCGGGAUGGACAAGGCGUUGCGGCAUUACAAUGUUGAACGGGAUCAGGUUACAUGUCGCUAUGCUGUCAAACACACAUCUCCCGUUGCCUUGCUAUCUAUUGGAGCUGGACAUGGUCUUGUCGCGACUGGGUGUCACCAGUCAUCCAGAAGCAUAAACGUCUUUAGCUGCGGGACGCAGAGUUACGACGUCAAACUGGAGCUGUCCCCGCGACAAAGCAAUGUCGCGGUCUAUCCCUCCGCACUCAAAUGGGGCGUAGCGCAUCACCACCAAAACUUCCUGUUGGCAGGUUUUAGUGGAGAGGAAGAUGUAGUGUCGUGCGCCACAGGCGAGACCUGCCUGUGGGAUGUUUCAAGUGGUCAGCGAAUACAACUGGGAGGUGCCACUCGGAAUGUAUUCGACGUAACCUGGAACCCUAUACCGAGUUCCUCGUCCAUUGCGUUCGCCGUUGCGGGUAAUGCUAAUGGACACGUCGUGGACAAGGGCAUGCGAACGGUUGUACAGUGCUUUGCAGCUGGACAAAAAGGGGGUCGUGGCGUGCUUGAUUGGCAGUCUCCAUGUUUGGACGUUAACGACCUGGUGUUCUGUCCUUACGACGAUAAUCUGAUAGCUGCCGGAGCCACUAACGGCUGCGUGUACAUUUGGGACAAGCGCUCUGCGGAUCGAUCUCAGCRGCCGCUGCAUACCCUUCGACAUGGCGAGUCGCUCAACGUGUUAGACCACGACCGGAACGCGGAGGUGGCAGACACUGGUGUUCAGUUCCUCGCUUGGGGGCCUACAAAGAAUCGCCUGUACUCUGGAUCGUCWGAUGGCAUCGUCAAAGUAUGGAAUCCAUACAGAUCGCCAGAUAAUGCCCAUGUCAGCGACAUCUCCGGCCCAUCCCGCGAUAGAUCGGCGGUCAUGUCUGGCGCUUUCAGCCCGGACUUCCAAGAGCUGCUUAUAGGCACAGAGAAUGGCCGAAUCAAUCUUUUCAAGUCCGGCUCAGAUGCAGUCAGUCAUAGACGCCAGCAAUUCAAAGUCAUCCCUGGUCCGGAGCCUGAGAGAGAGCCCGAGAARGAGCAGCAGGAGCCCUUCGCCGCGGCACGGUCCCUGCUUCAAAAUUGCGAGAUCGAAUUGAGACCUUGUGGCGCCAUGCCAUUUCGCCAAGCUGUUCAGGGGCCCAACUACCAAGGUCCCUYCCUGAAUCCUAGCAAGGCAUUGAGGCGUGAGGCCGAUGAACGCUUAGAUCGGGCUAGAGACACGCAACUGCGUCUAGGCGAUGAAAAUGGUGAAGGCGACUUCACUAAGGCGGCCAAAGAAGUCGACAUUGCAGAAGAAGAGGUUACAGAUCUUCGGCGUCGAAAAGACCUUGCUCGAACGUUAUUACCAAAGGCUGAAGCUUUUCAGCGGAAGCUAGCGGAGUUUGAGGGUGCUAAAAGGGAACUAGAGGCGUUGGUUGGCAGCGUCGAACGUUGUAAGCUUGACUGUGCUGUCCUGCCCCAGCACGAUGAUGACGACGACGACGAUGUAGAGGACUCUGGACGAUCAGAGCUGAGGAUUCCGGGCUUCAUGCAGUUCAUUGCAAAUGCUUCUCCAAGCGACGAGGUGUCUUCCACCUGUACCGGGUGCACUUCUGGCAGACCCAAUAUCAACAGCAAAGCUCAAAGGUUCUGCACCGCAUGCGUGCUGAAACGAGCACGGUUGACUUCCGCCUGCACAAAGUGUGGCAAGGCUGCUCGCCCAACGACCGAGGAGGGCAAGCCGACUGUGUGCGAGCAAUGCGCCUUUGGAUGCAUUCGAUGCGGGAUGUCUGUGGUGAUCGCGCAAAACUCUGGAUCGGUACAAUGCGGCCCAUGCGGUCUUGAGUGGGAGAUGGGAGUCUUGGGAUAUGAUCUGAUGCAAACGUUUACGUUGGCUCCGAAGCAUGCGAUGGAGAUCUUGAGGGUUGAGGACGAUGAGGACGAUCUGAUGCAAAUUGGCGAUGAAGAYAGAGACUUCUACUCCAGGAAAUGGGGCGCAACGGAAACGUGCUAG